Messenger RNA from Photinus pyralis (common eastern firefly), 983 nucleotides. Its product is annotated as alpha-tocopherol transfer protein-like. The record is from RefSeq and is a predicted model, not a curated record. The transcript has 5 exons. NCBI's taxonomy places the organism in Eukaryota, Metazoa, Arthropoda, Insecta, Coleoptera, Lampyridae. Gene Ontology annotation, cellular component: membrane. Gene Ontology annotation, molecular function: phosphatidylinositol bisphosphate binding. The coding region runs from base 1 to 945 and encodes 314 amino acids.
AUGGAUGAAAUUCGACGUCUCCCAUCCGAACUUCAAAAGAAAGCGGUAAACGAACUAAAUGAAGAUCCACAACGGACUCAACAAGCGCUGAAGCAUAUUAAAGAAUGGGUACGGAAACAACCACAUUUGAAUAUCAGAAAUGAUGACCAAAUGCUGAUAUCCUUUUUGAGAGGUAGCAAAUGGCACAUAACUGCCGCAAAGGAGAAGGUCGAUCAUUUCUACAGUACAAAAACCCUAAUGCCAGAAUUGUUCAAGGAUAGAGAUCCCUCAUCUACGACAGUUCAGAAAAUACUAAAAGCUGGGGUUGUCUUUCCGAUGCCCAAAGUGGGAGAUUAUCUCGGUCCAGUAAUGAUUAUAUAUAAUUUGAAAAAUCUUGAUGUGAAUGAGAUAUCUUAUGUAAACACCUUGAAGGUUUUCUUUAUGACCUUAGAGAUAUUAAUGAGGGAAGAUGACGACUUUGUUGUUUCCGGAAUGGAUUUGUUGGCCGACCACGAUGGAUGCCCCCCGAGCUUUUACUUGCAAUUUACGCCAGCGGUCAUGAGCAAAACUACGCGAUGUGUGCAACGCGUUUAUCCCAUUAGAGUGAAGAGUGUUGCGUGUAUUCACACGCUGGGGGUGUAUGAAAUGAUUUAUGAUAAACUCGUAAAGCCAUUCAUGGGGACGAAGCUUCAAGAGCGGUUUCACAUUGUGAGCAAGGCACAAACGAAACAGUUUUUGAGUAAGUUACCUCAAAAUGUACUACCAAAGGAGUACGGGGGAACGAAUGUGUCAAUACAAGAUGCAGCGGAUCGUUGGAAGAAGAAAGUGGAAAGCUACAGGGCAUGGUUUCUCGAGGACACAAAGUACCUUACAAAUGACGAGCUUAGAGUCGGUGCAUCAUCGGUGCUAGAAUGUGACAUUGGGGUGGGGGUUGAUGGAACCUUUCAGAAUCUCAGUAUUGAUUGAUGUCCUUUGAUUAUAACUUAAUACUGAAUACUUUCCAA